Messenger RNA from Diabrotica virgifera virgifera (western corn rootworm), 1468 nucleotides. Its product is annotated as arrestin domain-containing protein 3. Gene Ontology annotation, biological process: protein transport. The coding region runs from base 168 to 1091 and encodes 307 amino acids. The transcript is spliced from 8 exons. Gene Ontology annotation, cellular component: cytoplasm. Lineage: Eukaryota; Metazoa; Arthropoda; Insecta; Coleoptera; Chrysomelidae. The record is from RefSeq and is a predicted model, not a curated record.
UAGUAUCAUAUCACGGAUUAUCAAAAGGGUAUCACCAACGAAAAGGGUAUCACUAAUCCGUCCAAAUAAGUGUACGCUACGUUGUCACUUUUAAUUGUGCUUAAAACCGUUGGAUUGUUAAGUAUUUUAUUUUUAAGUUCGAUUUCUAACACAUUUAGGUUUACAUAAUGGCCUGUAGAAUUAUUUUAUCCAGUCCACCUAUUUGUGCUCCAGGUGAUGCAAUAAAAGGAACAAUAAUAUGCAUAUUCGAAAAGGAAGAAAAAAUAAGAGGUAUAAAGUGUAGGUUUCGUGGACAGGAACAUGUUGAAUGGACGGUGGGCAGUGGAAGACAUAAACAAUAUAUUAACAAAAUCAGAAAUUUUAUAAAGGCUGACACCGAAUUUGUUGAUAAAGGUACUAUGAUGCCUGGAAGAUACGAAUAUAACUUCGAGUAUAUACUACCUCCAUCAGAUAUCCCAUCUUCUUUCGAUCAUGAAUUUGGUUCUAUCAGAUAUUUUUUAUACGCUUUUGUGGAUAGACCGUGGGCAUUCGACUACGAACAUGAAGUUGAAGUACAGGUUAUAGCACCUAUAUUACAUCCCCCUAACCAAACGAGACCAAUACCAGUUGAAGUCAACAACAAAUCACGGCUAUGUUGCUGGCCCAGUAAACCUUCAACUAUGGAGAUACAAUUAGAAAAAAACCACUAUGCAUUAGGAGAACCAAUAAACUUUAGGGUGCUCAUUAAUAAUAUGUCCAGUUCAGCAAUUAGCAACGUAUUGGUGCAACUAUCAAGGAAAAUGAAAUUCUCAGAUACUAGACGUAACCAUAAAAAAGAGAAAGUCAUUUUAGCUCAAACGGGGCGUACAGGUGUUCAACCAGGAUGCAGUCAAUUGUAUACAUUUAGUUUAGCAGUACCUCAAACUACCGUAAUUCCAAAUUUUACUGGCUGUCUAUUAUUCAAAGAAUGGUGUUCAUUAAAGGUGGAAGCAGUCUAUCCAUCAUUUCGUUGUAAUAUGGUCGCUAGAGAAUCUGUUAAUGUAGGUAACACAAUCCCAACACAAGAUGGUUUUCAAAUUAAUACUUUUCAGUAUAACGUACGUCAACACUAACCCCUUCAAGCCCUGAUCGCGACAUAUUGAAUCCAUUUCUGCAAAAAAUGAUGGUUAAGAAGAGACGUGCGCUAUGAUUGGGGAUUAGAGAUGGUCAUCUAGGUUACAAAAACAUUUGAAAAUGGACAGCAACAUAUUUUACCCGUAAGCGCGGGUAAAAGGCGUGAGUAACUAUGAUUUUUUAUAACUUAGCUUUUUUUUGGACGUAGGUAUGUUUGGAUCCAUUUUGAAUAAAUGAUAACGAGACUUUAUAUCAAACAAAAUAAAAGUAUUAGUGUUUAUGAGCUCUCUCUAUGAAUCCGAUAAUUGUUCAUUUAUUAUAGAAUUUUUUUAUUUUCUGUAUAAAAAAUUUUAAUAAAUAAAAAACUUGUUCGAAA